Molecule: messenger RNA, 3478 nt
Organism: Paramisgurnus dabryanus
Lineage: Eukaryota; Metazoa; Chordata; Actinopteri; Cypriniformes; Cobitidae
Gene: vamp1b
Product: vesicle associated membrane protein 1b
Biological process (GO): vesicle-mediated transport
Cellular component (GO): membrane
Source: RefSeq, a predicted model, not a curated record
GCAUCUGCAGCACGCGCUCUGGAAAUUCUGCAUCAUCAGCAUCAUCACCAGUCGGUUGAUUCCCCUCUUCAACCUUCAGUCUCAGUCUUUUGUUGAUUACACUCGUCGAUAUUUUCAAUCAUAUUUUUUGGCUAUCGACUUCAUUCCUUCAGCGAGGCUUUCUGAAACAGCUGCAUAGAGAAUGUCUGCUGCUAAUAAUGCUAAUCCAGCCGGUGGCCCUGGAGGAGAUGGGGCACCAGCGGGUCCUCCUGCUCCCCCUCCAAACACCACCAGCAACCGCCGACUACAGCAGACACAAGCACAAGUGGAUGAGGUGGUGGACAUCAUGCGUGUAAAUGUGGAUAAAGUUCUGGAGAGAGAUCAAAAGCUUUCAGAACUGGACGACCGGGCGGAUGCUCUGCAGGCCGGGGCUUCUCAGUUCGAAAGCUGUGCUGCUAAACUGAAGAACAAAUACUGGUGGAAAAACUGCAAGAUGAUGAUCAUAAUGGGUGUGAUUGGAGUCCUCUUCAUUGGAAUCAUUUUCUUGUAUUUCUUCUCCUGAGCUGAUUCACAUGAUGAGUAUGAGAAAUGAGCUCCACCCCUUUUCCUGAUCCUUCUCUACUCAAGAUGUCAGUCGUCUCACACUUUGGUGUGACCUUAGUAUGUAGAUAUCAAAACUCAUUUUACCUAUACAUAUCACAUGCAUCAAUUCUCUUACAAUCUUUCUCUUUCCUUCUUUCUCUUUCUGAAUAAACUGCACUUUUCAAACCUUAUGCAGACACAAAGACAUACACGACUGCACUCAGGCAGAAGAUAGAGAGAGAGAGAGAGAGAGAGAGAGAGAGAGAGAGAGAGAGAGAGAGAGAGAGAGAGAGAGAGAAAGAGAGAGAGAAAGAAAGCGAGAGAUUAACUCAGGCUAAGUCAGAGAAUUUGUAAAUUGAUACAUACAUUAUCAAAUAUAACCCUAUGCUAUUCUUACUACUGCUAUUGCCAUUAGCCAGUACCAUGAGCUAUCAGUCAUCUAUUUUGUUCAGAACCUUUAUGUGUACUGAUGAUACAGAUUAGGUUGGUAGCUUUUCUGCAUAGCACAAGAAGUAUUGAGAUGUACUUAUAUAUUUUUUUGAAUUUUUAUCAAGAGUAGAAAGUUAUAAUUUUCAUUUUUAUUUAUUCAGUAUUGGCAGGAAAAAAUACAUUAAACCCUACAAGGUGUUGGAGGUUACACUUUUAAAAUAAAUGCCGUAGAAGAAUCAUUUUUGUCCGAAUGGUUUCAUUAGGACCUCUGCAGAACCUUCCGUGGCAUGAAAGCUUCUUAGUAGUAAAUUUUUUUUUUCAGAUAUUAAAAUGUAUGAAUGAAGGUUUUCACUGAAUGGUUCUUUGAGGAAAAUGUUUCUUCAAUGGCAUCACUGAAAAAACCUUUUAAGGGGACAUAUCAUGAAAAUCUGACUUUUUUCAUGUUUAAGUGCUAUAAUCGGGUCACCCAUGCUUUUAUCAACCUAGAAAAUGAAAAAAGAUCAAGGUCAUUCAAAUUUUUCUCCCCUUGUGAUGUCAAAAGGGGAUAAUACCGCCCCUAAUCUGCACUAUCCAACCACGGCACUGCCAUUUAGUGCAGACAUUUGCAUUUAAAAGCACAGACACAAAAAAUUGCCCUACACGGUGGCAAUUUUAACAUAUUAUUAUAAAUUAUCUGUGUGUUAUUUUGAGCUAAACCUUCACAUAUGUACUCUGGGGACACCAAAGAUUUCUUUAACAACUUAAAAGUCUUGUGAAAUGUCCCCUUUAAGGGCCUUUUUACGCCCCCUGUGGUGAAAAUCAUGUUUGUAUUGUUGGUUUUAUGUCUACAUGGUGUUUUUAAUAUCCUUUAAGGCAAGCCAUGUACAAAUUCAUCAUUCAGCCCCAUUGCUUAGUAUUUUCUCCAUAAAAUUUGAGCUUUGAAAUCACCUUGAUUUCCUACGUCACAAACAUGUGACCAAUCACAUCAACACAGUUGAAAGUGUAGAUCAGUAGUUCAAGCCAUAGAUAUUAUAUAUAUAUAUAUAUAGAUGCCGCAUAGGCUCACCGCUGGAACGAUUGCAGUACAGCUGCUUCACCUGUUUCUGUGAUGCUCAAACCUGUUAAAGGGACACUCUACUUUUUUUAAAAAAUAUGCUCAUUUUCCAGCUCCCCUAGAGAUUUGAUUUUUACAGUUUUGGAAUCCAUUCAGCUGAUCUCUGGGUCUGGCGGUACCACUUUAGCAUAGCUUAGCAUGAUCCAUUGAAUCUGAAAGUUGUGAUUUUCUAGGCAGAUAUGGUUAGGAACUAUACUCUUAUUUUCGCGUAAUAAUCAAGGACUUUGCUGCUGUAACAUGGCUGCAGCAGGCGCAAUAAUAUUACGCACUGCCUGAAAAUAGUCCCUUUGGUUACUUUCAGUAGCAGGGGACUAUUUUCAGGCGCUGUGUAAUAUCACUACUAAUAUCACUAUUUUUCGUCGAUCUUAGUACACAAUACUACAGAAGAGUCAAGUUUUAAAUAGGAAAAAUAUUGAAACUCUUUGGUUAUUUUUUACUGCAAUGCUAAUGGUUUAUGCUAAGCUAUGCUAAAAGUGGUACAGCCAGACCCAAGAGAUCAGCUGAAUGGAAACUGUAAAAAUCAAAUAUUUAACUCUAGGGGAGCUGAAAAAUUAGCAUAUUUUCAAAAAAAGUGGAUUGUCCCUUAAACAUCGCCAAUGAUUUCAUGUAUGCUUGUGUGAAACCGGACUUAGCAGUUUUGUGUCUGAAAUGGUCAGAGCUGCAAGAGUGGAGGCCGCGGAGACUUCUUAGCAUAUUUAUAGAUCCGUGUAUACCAAAUGAGGCAAGAGUAUAGAGUUACAUUUAAGCUGUUUUAAAGCAUAAAGGAAUUACUAUGACAGGAAAACUUUUACAUAUGCUAUUAUAAUGCUCAAGGACGAAUUUUAAGUGAUAAAAUACUCGACUACAGGGAGACUUUUAGAGGGAAACUGCUGUUUUUUGACUUUCAUAGCAGAUUAUUCCCACUAUUAGACUUGAUUUAUUUUGUAUUGUUAAAACUUCUAUUACUGUAACUACCUGAUUUACAACACAAACCUCAUUUUCCUGUUUUGUGGAAAAUAUUCAUCUGGGCACAAGAUGCUGUCAGCCUGCCAUGAUGUACUGAAAUGUACCGAAUCUACUCAGAAAUGUAUAAUCAUUGCAGUGCGUGCUAAUAAUCUAUACUGCCAUGUAAUUGACAACUGUUGGUUUUACAUUCCUGUAUCUGUUCACUUUAUUAUAUUUUGUUUUUAUAUAUUAUUUCAUAUUUUGAUUGUAGAUGUCUAUUUUUUUUCUCUUGUAAGCUCAAAUGAGACAUACUAAAAAUAAUGUGAAAGUCUAUAUAUGUGAAUGAAUGAUGCAUAUACCAUGACAAAGUAAUUCUGUCUCUUGAAGUUCUGACACAAAUCUCAGAUUUUAAAAGGAAUAAAAAGCAUGCCUCUGACACUUUAACAGAUGCCAAUAAAACCAUCAACGUAU